UUGAUAGACGAAGCUUAGGGUCUCUUUGGGUUUGCAACCCUUACCCUCCUGGAAAAAAUCAUAGUUGCUAGACUGCGACACUUCAGACCAGGUACUAUUAGAGCCGCUAAUGGACGACGAGCUAUUUUCCGCUAUCCGGAGCUCAAGCAUUUGAGCCGCUAAAUGGACGAGACUCCUGGGGUAAAGGAUGCAGAGAAUGAGGAGAAAACACUCGUAUGGAGCAGGGAGUAGGUAUUGUACUACUUCCUGGUAUGGAGCACUGAGAAGCGCCAUUCAACUGCAGUGCCAGUCUGGCUACCUGCCCUGCCUGCUUUCCAGUGGCUGUAUCCUGCCAUCUCAGCGCUGCGACGGUGUUUGGUACGACUGUGCUGAUGGCUCUGAUGCACAGUACUGCCCAGGCAAGGUCACACCAGCUCCAGGUCAAACCGACUGCCAGGUCCUGUCACCACCGGCACUGGGCUCAAUGACCGUGAACGGCUUGAUGUUCAGCAACACGACCACGUUUGUGUGCACAUCUCCCUAUGUCCUUAUGGGCUCGGCCGUGCGGACUUGUGAAAUCAACGGCCAGUGGAGCGGUGUGCAGCCAACUUGCGUCCUGACGACUGCUGCUCUAAGUGCGGCCAGUGACGAGCUAGUCAAGGACUCCGUCUCAGAACGCAUGACACAAACGUGUUAGCUCCCGCUCCAUGCCCAUUGUUGGAGCGACAGUCCUGGAAUCCAGAGUUGCAAGUGAGGUGGUGAUACGGCAAGCAGACGGUGGCAAAGUACGGCUUAAAAGCUCUACAUCUGGCAAGUGGCCGGCAUACCACCCCAAUGGACAUUGGAACAGUACACGUAGAGUAGCGUCUCUACGUGACAAGGUAUGAGCGCAAGCCAGUAUUGCCAAGCACUGGGGACCUUUGGCAAUCUGAAGAAUGUUUUGUCCGAGAAUCGAUCCUUGGACCUGUGGCGUUGCAGUUGUGGUGCUCCCGACCCUCUUGCGCGAUGGCCGCGGAGACUUGGCGAAAAGGUUCGAGACAUACGGCAUCUCAAUAUCUUCCACCACAAUCAGUACAUCAGCACCACCAUCGAGAGUAGCGACAUCAGCAAUAGAAGACGCACAUGAUAUCAUUCACCCUUACGGCCUUAGCGAAGACCCGGGAAUACCUGAGAAGAUGUUAGCCGCAACUUUACUGGAAAAGUCGUCGGUGACAACGGCACUCCAUAUUUUAGCUGCAUGCAGUUAGGUCUCUCAACAAGUCUACCCAAAGUUUUCAAGCUAAUACACAAGCAAAUUCACUAGGGGCCGAGUAUAUUUUCCUACACCUCUCCCUGUUUGUUGUUGUUAUUUCUGCAUUCAAAUUGUUUGUGUACCUGUACAUUUAUUACAGUAGAGCCACGCAUCCACGGCUGUUGUUUCCAAGGGGUCAGGCUGGUCAGUUAUACAAAACCUUUCAGCAAUCUGGCCUUAGGCUUAGUUCCUUGACUUCUUGUACCACUUUCUUAGAUGCACAUCCCACUGGAUAGUGAGCAAUACGUGUGUAGCAGAAUCUGUAUUCCAGAAAAGCAGAGACUUGAGUCUAUUGACACUGCGUUUCUUUUUAAAACGUUAUUGGCUGUGGUGUUCCUAGAGGUAUACACGUACA
Messenger RNA from Sycon ciliatum, 1625 nucleotides. Its product is annotated as complement factor B-like. Gene Ontology annotation, molecular function: protein binding. The record is from RefSeq and is a predicted model, not a curated record. The coding region runs from base 188 to 676 and encodes 162 amino acids. The transcript is spliced from 6 exons. Lineage: Eukaryota; Metazoa; Porifera; Calcarea; Leucosolenida; Sycettidae.